GCGUGGAUAUAUAUAAAGCCCCCCAUUGUGUCCCUGCGUCCUCGUCCGCUGCUAACUGCUCAGUUAGCCAUGGAUGCGAUGCGAUUUUUUAUUUUGCUCUUAUGGAUGUGUGGACUGACAAAGCAGCAGAGCCUCCAGAGCGUGCCGACCAACGAUGCUCUCGUGCUGACGUUCUGCGACUUUAACAACGAUGCCGAGCCAUUCUGCGGAUUCCGCCAGGUCUCUGAGGACGGUGGCGACUGGACCCGGAACAAAGGUCCAACCCCGACGCCUGGCACGGGUCCUCAAGGAGAUUACCCGGACGGAAAGGGAUUCUACAUCUACCAGGAAUGUGACAACAUGGCAAACGGGCAGAAGACCCGUCUGAUGAGUUCCACGUUCUUAAUGCCGGCGUCACAGAUCUGCGUCCAGUUCCGAUAUUACAUGUACGGCUCAGACCGUUCCAAUCUGUUGCGAGUGCUGGCGAAGAGGUCGAAUAGCGAGGACGAGCUGUGGAAGAAGACUGGUAUCCAGAGUACGUCGUGGCUGAAGGGCGCCAUCACCGUGUCCAAUUCAGACAGUCAGGAGGUCACGAUUGUCUUCGAGGCCCAGCGAGGUUUCACCGCUUCCUGCGACUCAGCACUCGACAACAUCAUCAUUAGUGAAGGGUCAUGUCCCACUUGCGUUUCUGGCUGCGACUUCGACAACUUGGGUGACACUUGUGGGUGGACUCUGUUCCUACCUGACCCGGACAUUUUCGGCUUUGAGCAAUGGUCUGGUCCAACAGACACAGAAGGCACCGGACCUGAUGAUGACUUCUCCAAGCCUGGGCUGGGAUCAUACAUGCUGAUGGAUUCUGCCUUUGCUGUCCCUGGACGAGCGGGGCAUAUCAGAAGUCCUGUGAUAGGCACUCCUUCUGGAUGCCUGGAGCUUACGUUCCAUUACUAUCUGUUUGGCACCAGCGAGACCAUGCAGCUCAGUGUCCACACCUUGACAGGGGGACUCCUCGGACCCUCUCUCUUCACUGUCACUGGGAACCAGGGUCCAGCCUGGAAGCCUGCAGAAGUCCGUCACCUCGGGAACACUAGCGUCCAGUUUGUUAUUGUGGGCACCUAUGGAGAGACGACUCAGACCGAUAUUGCUGUUGAUGCUGUGUGUGUCAUGGCCUGUCAAGGUCAGCUAACGACGCCACAACCACCAGUGUCGACUUCAGCACAAACUAAUGGAACAACUCCACCGAAUCCCACGACUCCAAGACCAACCACACCAAACCCAAUUCAGUGCCCUCCCAAUGCAGACUACAUCGAAUGUGGCCCAGCUUGCAUCCCCACCUGCAUGGAACCCUCCACCAACUGUAGCGGCUCCUGUAUCACCGGCUGCUUUUGCAAACCGGGGUUUGUCUUCAAGGGGAAACACUGUGUGCCACUGGAGAAGUGCGGUUGCCUGGAUCACAAUCAUAACUAUUACGAGCCUGGAGAGAUCGUAUUUGGAGACGGCUGCUCAAAGCUGUGUCGCUGCGCGGGGAACUACACUUUGGAAUGUGUGGAUAACACCUGUGAUCCCACUGAGGAGUGUCGUGAGGUUAACGGUGUCCCAGGAUGCUACCCGAAAGGUACAUCCUCGUGCAUCGCAUCCGGAGAUCCACAUUACACGACUUUCGACAAGCGCAAGUACAACUUCAUGGGCAACUGCAGUUACACGAUGACUGGAGUCUGCAAUGUAUCGGCUUUACCAAACUUUGUGGUCUACGCUGACAACGAAAAUCGCUAUAACAGACCCACCAUCUCCUAUGUGAAGGCGGUUCGUGUGUAUAUAGCAUCCGGUGGUGUCUCCAUCUUCAAAGGUGGCGCUGUGCAUGUGAAUGGAAUCAAAGUCAACCUUCCAGUCAGUCCAUUCCCAGGUGUCUCUGUGUUCAAAUCCGGAAAGCACUACACCGUGUCCUUGGAUUUUGGUGUGACUGUGCGCUAUGACGGAAACCACUUUAUGGACAUCAAAGUGAUUAAAGAUUUUAAGAACAUACUGUGUGGACUGUGUGGAGAUUACAAUGGAGAUCCCAAAGACGACUUCCGCAAGCCAGAUGGCUCAUUGACCCGCAAUCCCAAUGACUUUGGAAACAGUUGGAACACUGAUCCAGAGUGUAACAAUAAACCCAACACCACUAAUCCCGGAUGUGAGGCAGAGGAGCAGAAGCUCUAUGAGAGCUCUGGAUAUUGUGGCAUCCUGCUGGACAAAAAUAGUCCUUUUGCUGCGUGUCACGCCAAGGUCAACCCCAACGAUUACUUCAAGGACUGUGUCUUUGACCUUUGCGAGCUUGAUGGCGCUCAUUCCAUUCUGUGUGAAGCCAUCGAAGCCUACGUCAAUGAGUGCCAGGACCGUGGGGUCAACAUCGGACCCUGGAGGAACGAAACCUUCUGUCCUUUUGGCUGUCCCCCCAACAGCCAUUACGAGCCCUGCGCGGACCCCUGUCAGCAGACGUGUUCGGGCAGACCCCCCUCCUGCAGCGGCCCGUGCACCGAGUCCUGUGUGUGUGAUCCCGGCUACAUCCUGAGUGCCGGGAAAUGUGUCACCAACACUUCAUGUGGCUGCCAACACACCAAUGGCCAGUAUUAUCAGCCUGGAGAGGAGUUCUAUGUUGAGAACUGUGAUCUGAAGUGUAGCUGUGACGCACCCUUUGUGACCUGUAAGGCAUCUCAAUGCCCCCCAAUGCACGAGUGUCAAGUCCAAGGGGGAGAGCUGGGCUGCUAUCCCACAGGAAUGACGACACCCAGACCAACAACUCCAAGACCGACGACACCAAAACCAAUUCAGUGCCCUCCAAAUGCAGACUACAUCGAAUGUGGCCCAGCUUGCAUCCCCACCUGCAUGGAACCCUCCACCAACUGUAGCGGCUCCUGUAUCACCGGCUGCUUUUGCAAACCGGGGUUUGUCUUCAAGGGGAAACACUGUGUGCCACUGGAGAAGUGCGGUUGCCUGGAUCACAAUCAUAACUAUUACGAGCCUGGAGAGAUCGUAUUUGGAGACGGCUGCUCAAAGCUGUGUCGCUGCGCGGGGAACUACACUUUGGAAUGUGUGGAUAACACCUGUGAUCCCACUGAGGAGUGUCGUGAGGUUAACGGUGUCCCAGGAUGCUACCCGAAAGGUACAUCCUCGUGCAUCGCAUCCGGAGAUCCACAUUACACGACUUUCGACAAGCGCAAGUACAACUUCAUGGGCAACUGCAGUUACACGAUGACUGGAGUCUGCAAUGUAUCGGCUUUACCAAACUUUGUGGUCUACGCUGACAACGAAAAUCGCUAUAACAGACCCACCAUCUCCUAUGUGAAGGCGGUUCGUGUGUAUAUAGCAUCCGGUGGUGUCUCCAUCUUCAAAGGUGGCGCUGUGCAUGUGAAUGGAAUCAAAGUCAACCUUCCAGUCAGUCCAUUCCCAGGUGUCUCUGUGUUCAAAUCCGGAAAGCACUACACCGUGUCCUUGGAUUUUGGUGUGACUGUGCGCUAUGACGGAAACCACUUUAUGGACAUCAAAGUGAUUAAAGAUUUUAAGAACAUACUGUGUGGACUGUGUGGAGAUUACAAUGGAGAUCCCAAAGACGACUUCCGCAAGCCAGAUGGCUCAUUGACCCGCAAUCCCAAUGACUUUGGAAACAGUUGGAACACUGAUCCAGAGUGUAACAAUAAACCCAACACCACUAAUCCCGGAUGUGAGGCAGAGGAGCAGAAGCUCUAUGAGAGCUCUGGAUAUUGUGGCAUCCUGCUGGACAAAAAUAGUCCUUUUGCUGCGUGUCACGCCAAGGUCAACCCCAACGAUUACUUCAAGGACUGUGUCUUUGACCUUUGCGAGCUUGAUGGCGCUCAUUCCAUUCUGUGUGAAGCCAUCGAAGCCUACGUCAAUGAGUGCCAGGACCGUGGGGUCAACAUCGGACCCUGGAGGAACGAAACCUUCUGUCCUUUUGGCUGUCCCCCCAACAGCCAUUACGAGCCCUGCGCGGACCCCUGUCAGCAGACGUGUUCGGGCAGACCCCCCUCCUGCAGCGGCCCGUGCACCGAGUCCUGUGUGUGUGAUCCCGGCUACAUCCUGAGUGCCGGGAAAUGUGUCACCAACACUUCAUGUGGCUGCCAACACACCAAUGGCCAGUAUUAUCAGCCUGGAGAGGAGUUCUAUGUUGAGAACUGUGAUCUGAAGUGUAGCUGUGACGCACCCUUUGUGACCUGUAAGGCAUCUCAAUGCCCCCCAAUGCACGAGUGUCAAGUCCAAGGGGGAGAGCUGGGCUGCUAUCCCACAGGAAUGACGACACCCAGACCAACAACUCCAAGACCGACGACACCAAAACCAAUUCAGUGCCCUCCAAAUGCAGACUACAUCGAAUGUGGCCCAGCUUGCAUCCCCACCUGCAUGGAACCCUCCACCAACUGUAGCGGCUCCUGUAUCACCGGCUGCUUUUGCAAACCGGGGUUUGUCUUCAAGGGGAAACACUGUGUGCCACUGGAGAAGUGCGGUUGCCUGGAUCACAAUCAUAACUAUUACGAGCCUGGAGAGAUCGUAUUUGGAGACGGCUGCUCAAAGCUGUGUCGCUGCGCGGGGAACUACACUUUGGAAUGUGUGGAUAACACCUGUGAUCCCACUGAGGAGUGUCGUGAGGUUAACGGUGUCCCAGGAUGCUACCCGAAAGGUACAUCCUCGUGCAUCGCAUCCGGAGAUCCACAUUACACGACUUUCGACAAGCGCAAGUACAACUUCAUGGGCAACUGCAGUUACACGAUGACUGGAGUCUGCAAUGUAUCGGCUUUACCAAACUUUGUGGUCUACGCUGACAACGAAAAUCGCUAUAACAGACCCACCAUCUCCUAUGUGAAGGCGGUUCGUGUGUAUAUAGCAUCCGGUGGUGUCUCCAUCUUCAAAGGUGGCGCUGUGCAUGUGAAUGGAAUCAAAGUCAACCUUCCAGUCAGUCCAUUCCCAGGUGUCUCUGUGUUCAAAUCCGGAAAGCACUACACCGUGUCCUUGGAUUUUGGUGUGACUGUGCGCUAUGACGGAAACCACUUUAUGGACAUCAAAGUGAUUAAAGAUUUUAAGAACAUACUGUGUGGACUGUGUGGAGAUUACAAUGGAGAUCCCAAAGACGACUUCCGCAAGCCAGAUGGCUCAUUGACCCGCAAUCCCAAUGACUUUGGAAACAGUUGGAACACUGAUCCAGAGUGUAACAAUAAACCCAACACCACUAAUCCCGGAUGUGAGGCAGAGGAGCAGAAGCUCUAUGAGAGCUCUGGAUAUUGUGGCAUCCUGCUGGACAAAAAUAGUCCUUUUGCUGCGUGUCACGCCAAGGUCAACCCCAACGAUUACUUCAAGGACUGUGUCUUUGACCUUUGCGAGCUUGAUGGCGCUCAUUCCAUUCUGUGUGAAGCCAUCGAAGCCUACGUCAAUGAGUGCCAGGACCGUGGGGUCAACAUCGGACCCUGGAGGAACGAAACCUUCUGUCCUUUUGGCUGUCCCCCCAACAGCCAUUACGAGCCCUGCGCGGACCCCUGUCAGCAGACGUGUUCGGGCAGACCCCCCUCCUGCAGCGGCCCGUGCACCGAGUCCUGUGUGUGUGAUCCCGGCUACAUCCUGAGUGCCGGGAAAUGUGUCACCAACACUUCAUGUGGCUGCCAACACACCAAUGGCCAGUAUUAUCAGCCUGGAGAGGAGUUCUAUGUUGAGAACUGUGAUCUGAAGUGUAGCUGUGACGCACCCUUUGUGACCUGUAAGGCAUCUCAAUGCCCCCCAAUGCACGAGUGUCAAGUCCAAGGGGGAGAGCUGGGCUGCUAUCCCACAGGAAUGACGACACCCAGACCAACAACUCCAAGACCGACGACACCAAAACCAAUUCAGUGCCCUCCAAAUGCAGACUACAUCGAAUGUGGCCCAGCUUGCAUCCCCACCUGCAUGGAACCCUCCACCAACUGUAGCGGCUCCUGUAUCACCGGCUGCUUUUGCAAACCGGGGUUUGUCUUCAAGGGGAAACACUGUGUGCCACUGGAGAAGUGCGGUUGCCUGGAUCACAAUCAUAACUAUUACGAGCCUGGAGAGAUCGUAUUUGGAGACGGCUGCUCAAAGCUGUGUCGCUGCGCGGGGAACUACACUUUGGAAUGUGUGGAUAACACCUGUGAUCCCACUGAGGAGUGUCGUGAGGUUAACGGUGUCCCAGGAUGCUACCCGAAAGGUACAUCCUCGUGCAUCGCAUCCGGAGAUCCACAUUACACGACUUUCGACAAGCGCAAGUACAACUUCAUGGGCAACUGCAGUUACACGAUGACUGGAGUCUGCAAUGUAUCGGCUUUACCAAACUUUGUGGUCUACGCUGACAACGAAAAUCGCUAUAACAGACCCACCAUCUCCUAUGUGAAGGCGGUUCGUGUGUAUAUAGCAUCCGGUGGUGUCUCCAUCUUCAAAGGUGGCGCUGUGCAUGUGAAUGGAAUCAAAGUCAACCUUCCAGUCAGUCCAUUCCCAGGUGUCUCUGUGUUCAAAUCCGGAAAGCACUACACCGUGUCCUUGGAUUUUGGUGUGACUGUGCGCUAUGACGGAAACCACUUUAUGGACAUCAAAGUGAUUAAAGAUUUUAAGAACAUACUGUGUGGACUGUGUGGAGAUUACAAUGGAGAUCCCAAAGACGACUUCCGCAAGCCAGAUGGCUCAUUGACCCGCAAUCCCAAUGACUUUGGAAACAGUUGGAACACUGAUCCAGAGUGUAACAAUAAACCCAACACCACUAAUCCCGGAUGUGAGGCAGAGGAGCAGAAGCUCUAUGAGAGCUCUGGAUAUUGUGGCAUCCUGCUGGACAAAAAUAGUCCUUUUGCUGCGUGUCACGCCAAGGUCAACCCCAACGAUUACUUCAAGGACUGUGUCUUUGACCUUUGCGAGCUUGAUGGCGCUCAUUCCAUUCUGUGUGAAGCCAUCGAAGCCUACGUCAAUGAGUGCCAGGACCGUGGGGUCAACAUCGGACCCUGGAGGAACGAAACCUUCUGUCCUUUUGGCUGUCCCCCCAACAGCCAUUACGAGCCCUGCGCGGACCCCUGUCAGCAGACGUGUUCGGGCAGACCCCCCUCCUGCAGCGGCCCGUGCACCGAGUCCUGUGUGUGUGAUCCCGGCUACAUCCUGAGUGCCGGGAAAUGUGUCACCAACACUUCAUGUGGCUGCCAACACACCAAUGGCCAGUAUUAUCAGCCUGGAGAGGAGUUCUAUGUUGAGAACUGUGAUCUGAAGUGUAGCUGUGACGCACCCUUUGUGACCUGUAAGGCAUCUCAAUGCCCCCCAAUGCACGAGUGUCAAGUCCAAGGGGGAGAGCUGGGCUGCUAUCCCACAGGAAUGACGACACCCAGACCAACAACUCCAAGACCGACGACACCAAAACCAAUUCAGUGCCCUCCAAAUGCAGACUACAUCGAAUGUGGCCCAGCUUGCAUCCCCACCUGCAUGGAACCCUCCACCAACUGUAGCGGCUCCUGUAUCACCGGCUGCUUUUGCAAACCGGGGUUUGUCUUCAAGGGGAAACACUGUGUGCCACUGGAGAAGUGCGGUUGCCUGGAUCACAAUCAUAACUAUUACGAGCCUGGAGAGAUCGUAUUUGGAGACGGCUGCUCAAAGCUGUGUCGCUGCGCGGGGAACUACACUUUGGAAUGUGUGGAUAACACCUGUGAUCCCACUGAGGAGUGUCGUGAGGUUAACGGUGUCCCAGGAUGCUACCCGAAAGGUACAUCCUCGUGCAUCGCAUCCGGAGAUCCACAUUACACGACUUUCGACAAGCGCAAGUACAACUUCAUGGGCAACUGCAGUUACACGAUGACUGGAGUCUGCAAUGUAUCGGCUUUACCAAACUUUGUGGUCUACGCUGACAACGAAAAUCGCUAUAACAGACCCACCAUCUCCUAUGUGAAGGCGGUUCGUGUGUAUAUAGCAUCCGGUGGUGUCUCCAUCUUCAAAGGUGGCGCUGUGCAUGUGAAUGGAAUCAAAGUCAACCUUCCAGUCAGUCCAUUCCCAGGUGUCUCUGUGUUCAAAUCCGGAAAGCACUACACCGUGUCCUUGGAUUUUGGUGUGACUGUGCGCUAUGACGGAAACCACUUUAUGGACAUCAAAGUGAUUAAAGAUUUUAAGAACAUACUGUGUGGACUGUGUGGAGAUUACAAUGGAGAUCCCAAAGACGACUUCCGCAAGCCAGAUGGCUCAUUGACCCGCAAUCCCAAUGACUUUGGAAACAGUUGGAACACUGAUCCAGAGUGUAACAAUAAACCCAACACCACUAAUCCCGGAUGUGAGGCAGAGGAGCAGAAGCUCUAUGAGAGCUCUGGAUAUUGUGGCAUCCUGCUGGACAAAAAUAGUCCUUUUGCUGCGUGUCACGCCAAGGUCAACCCCAACGAUUACUUCAAGGACUGUGUCUUUGACCUUUGCGAGCUUGAUGGCGCUCAUUCCAUUCUGUGUGAAGCCAUCGAAGCCUACGUCAAUGAGUGCCAGGACCGUGGGGUCAACAUCGGACCCUGGAGGAACGAAACCUUCUGUCCUUUUGGCUGUCCCCCCAACAGCCAUUACGAGCCCUGCGCGGACCCCUGUCAGCAGACGUGUUCGGGCAGACCCCCCUCCUGCAGCGGCCCGUGCACCGAGUCCUGUGUGUGUGAUCCCGGCUACAUCCUGAGUGCCGGGAAAUGUGUCACCAACACUUCAUGUGGCUGCCAACACACCAAUGGCCAGUAUUAUCAGCCUGGAGAGGAGUUCUAUGUUGAGAACUGUGAUCUGAAGUGUAGCUGUGACGCACCCUUUGUGACCUGUAAGGCAUCUCAAUGCCCCCCAAUGCACGAGUGUCAAGUCCAAGGGGGAGAGCUGGGCUGCUAUCCCACAGGAAUGACGACACCCAGACCAACAACUCCAAGACCGACGACACCAAAACCAAUUCAGUGCCCUCCAAAUGCAGACUACAUCGAAUGUGGCCCAGCUUGCAUCCCCACCUGCAUGGAACCCUCCACCAACUGUAGCGGCUCCUGUAUCACCGGCUGCUUUUGCAAACCGGGGUUUGUCUUCAAGGGGAAACACUGUGUGCCACUGGAGAAGUGCGGUUGCCUGGAUCACAAUCAUAACUAUUACGAGCCUGGAGAGAUCGUAUUUGGAGACGGCUGCUCAAAGCUGUGUCGCUGCGCGGGGAACUACACUUUGGAAUGUGUGGAUAACACCUGUGAUCCCACUGAGGAGUGUCGUGAGGUUAACGGUGUCCCAGGAUGCUACCCGAAAGGUACAUCCUCGUGCAUCGCAUCCGGAGAUCCACAUUACACGACUUUCGACAAGCGCAAGUACAACUUCAUGGGCAACUGCAGUUACACGAUGACUGGAGUCUGCAAUGUAUCGGCUUUACCAAACUUUGUGGUCUACGCUGACAACGAAAAUCGCUAUAACAGACCCACCAUCUCCUAUGUGAAGGCGGUUCGUGUGUAUAUAGCAUCCGGUGGUGUCUCCAUCUUCAAAGGUGGCGCUGUGCAUGUGAAUGGAAUCAAAGUCAACCUUCCAGUCAGUCCAUUCCCAGGUGUCUCUGUGUUCAAAUCCGGAAAGCACUACACCGUGUCCUUGGAUUUUGGUGUGACUGUGCGCUAUGACGGAAACCACUUUAUGGACAUCAAAGUGAUUAAAGAUUUUAAGAACAUACUGUGUGGACUGUGUGGAGAUUACAAUGGAGAUCCCAAAGACGACUUCCGCAAGCCAGAUGGCUCAUUGACCCGCAAUCCCAAUGACUUUGGAAACAGUUGGAACACUGAUCCAGAGUGUAACAAUAAACCCAACACCACUAAUCCCGGAUGUGAGGCAGAGGAGCAGAAGCUCUAUGAGAGCUCUGGAUAUUGUGGCAUCCUGCUGGACAAAAAUAGUCCUUUUGCUGCGUGUCACGCCAAGGUCAACCCCAACGAUUACUUCAAGGACUGUGUCUUUGACCUUUGCGAGCUUGAUGGCGCUCAUUCCAUUCUGUGUGAAGCCAUCGAAGCCUACGUCAAUGAGUGCCAGGACCGUGGGGUCAACAUCGGACCCUGGAGGAACGAAACCUUCUGUCCUUUUGGCUGUCCCCCCAACAGCCAUUACGAGCCCUGCGCGGACCCCUGUCAGCAGACGUGUUCGGGCAGACCCCCCUCCUGCAGCGGCCCGUGCACCGAGUCCUGUGUGUGUGAUCCCGGCUACAUCCUGAGUGCCGGGAAAUGUGUCACCAACACUUCAUGUGGCUGCCAACACACCAAUGGCCAGUAUUAUCAGCCUGGAGAGGAGUUCUAUGUUGAGAACUGUGAUCUGAAGUGUAGCUGUGACGCACCCUUUGUGACCUGUAAGGCAUCUCAAUGCCCCCCAAUGCACGAGUGUCAAGUCCAAGGGGGAGAGCUGGGCUGCUAUCCCACAGGAAUGACGACACCCAGACCAACAACUCCAAGACCGACGACACCAAAACCAAUUCAGUGCCCUCCAAAUGCAGACUACAUCGAAUGUGGCCCAGCUUGCAUCCCCACCUGCAUGGAACCCUCCACCAACUGUAGCGGCUCCUGUAUCACCGGCUGCUUUUGCAAACCGGGGUUUGUCUUCAAGGGGAAACACUGUGUGCCACUGGAGAAGUGCGGUUGCCUGGAUCACAAUCAUAACUAUUACGAGCCUGGAGAGAUCGUAUUUGGAGACGGCUGCUCAAAGCUGUGUCGCUGCGCGGGGAACUACACUUUGGAAUGUGUGGAUAACACCUGUGAUCCCACUGAGGAGUGUCGUGAGGUUAACGGUGUCCCAGGAUGCUACCCGAAAGGUACAUCCUCGUGCAUCGCAUCCGGAGAUCCACAUUACACGACUUUCGACAAGCGCAAGUACAACUUCAUGGGCAACUGCAGUUACACGAUGACUGGAGUCUGCAAUGUAUCGGCUUUACCAAACUUUGUGGUCUACGCUGACAACGAAAAUCGCUAUAACAGACCCACCAUCUCCUAUGUGAAGGCGGUUCGUGUGUAUAUAGCAUCCGGUGGUGUCUCCAUCUUCAAAGGUGGCGCUGUGCAUGUGAAUGGAAUCAAAGUCAACCUUCCAGUCAGUCCAUUCCCAGGUGUCUCUGUGUUCAAAUCCGGAAAGCACUACACCGUGUCCUUGGAUUUUGGUGUGACUGUGCGCUAUGACGGAAACCACUUUAUGGACAUCAAAGUGAUUAAAGAUUUUAAGAACAUACUGUGUGGACUGUGUGGAGAUUACAAUGGAGAUCCCAAAGACGACUUCCGCAAGCCAGAUGGCUCAUUGACCCGCAAUCCCAAUGACUUUGGAAACAGUUGGAACACUGAUCCAGAGUGUAACAAUAAACCCAACACCACUAAUCCCGGAUGUGAGGCAGAGGAGCAGAAGCUCUAUGAGAGCUCUGGAUAUUGUGGCAUCCUGCUGGACAAAAAUAGUCCUUUUGCUGCGUGUCACGCCAAGGUCAACCCCAACGAUUACUUCAAGGACUGUGUCUUUGACCUUUGCGAGCUUGAUGGCGCUCAUUCCAUUCUGUGUGAAGCCAUCGAAGCCUACGUCAAUGAGUGCCAGGACCGUGGGGUCAACAUCGGACCCUGGAGGAACGAAACCUUCUGUCCUUUUGGCUGUCCCCCCAACAGCCAUUACGAGCCCUGCGCGGACCCCUGUCAGCAGACGUGUUCGGGCAGACCCCCCUCCUGCAGCGGCCCGUGCACCGAGUCCUGUGUGUGUGAUCCCGGCUACAUCCUGAGUGCCGGGAAAUGUGUCACCAACACUUCAUGUGGCUGCCAACACACCAAUGGCCAGUAUUAUCAGCCUGGAGAGGAGUUCUAUGUUGAGAACUGUGAUCUGAAGUGUAGCUGUGACGCACCCUUUGUGACCUGUAAGGCAUCUCAAUGCCCCCCAAUGCACGAGUGUCAAGUCCAAGGGGGAGAGCUGGGCUGCUAUCCCACAGGAAUGACGACACCCAGACCAACAACUCCAAGACCGACGACACCAAAACCAAUUCAGUGCCCUCCAAAUGCAGACUACAUCGAAUGUGGCCCAGCUUGCAUCCCCACCUGCAUGGAACCCUCCACCAACUGUAGCGGCUCCUGUAUCACCGGCUGCUUUUGCAAACCGGGGUUUGUCUUCAAGGGGAAACACUGUGUGCCACUGGAGAAGUGCGGUUGCCUGGAUCACAAUCAUAACUAUUACGAGCCUGGAGAGAUCGUAUUUGGAGACGGCUGCUCAAAGCUGUGUCGCUGCGCGGGGAACUACACUUUGGAAUGUGUGGAUAACACCUGUGAUCCCACUGAGGAGUGUCGUGAGGUUAACGGUGUCCCAGGAUGCUACCCGAAAGGUACAUCCUCGUGCAUCGCAUCCGGAGAUCCACAUUACACGACUUUCGACAAGCGCAAGUACAACUUCAUGGGCAACUGCAGUUACACGAUGACUGGAGUCUGCAAUGUAUCGGCUUUACCAAACUUUGUGGUCUACGCUGACAACGAAAAUCGCUAUAACAGACCCACCAUCUCCUAUGUGAAGGCGGUUCGUGUGUAUAUAGCAUCCGGUGGUGUCUCCAUCUUCAAAGGUGGCGCUGUGCAUGUGAAUGGAAUCAAAGUCAACCUUCCAGUCAGUCCAUUCCCAGGUGUCUCUGUGUUCAAAUCCGGAAAGCACUACACCGUGUCCUUGGAUUUUGGUGUGACUGUGCGCUAUGACGGAAACCACUUUAUGGACAUCAAAGUGAUUAAAGAUUUUAAGAACAUACUGUGUGGACUGUGUGGAGAUUACAAUGGAGAUCCCAAAGACGACUUCCGCAAGCCAGAUGGCUCAUUGACCCGCAAUCCCAAUGACUUUGGAAACAGUUGGAACACUGAUCCAGAGUGUAACAAUAAACCCAACACCACUAAUCCCGGAUGUGAGGCAGAGGAGCAGAAGCUCUAUGAGAGCUCUGGAUAUUGUGGCAUCCUGCUGGACAAAAAUAGUCCUUUUGCUGCGUGUCACGCCAAGGUCAACCCCAACGAUUACUUCAAGGACUGUGUCUUUGACCUUUGCGAGCUUGAUGGCGCUCAUUCCAUUCUGUGUGAAGCCAUCGAAGCCUACGUCAAUGAGUGCCAGGACCGUGGGGUCAACAUCGGACCCUGGAGGAACGAAACCUUCUGUCCUUUUGGCUGUCCCCCCAACAGCCAUUACGAGCCCUGCGCGGACCCCUGUCAGCAGACGUGUUCGGGCAGACCCCCCUCCUGCAGCGGCCCGUGCACCGAGUCCUGUGUGUGUGAUCCCGGCUACAUCCUGAGUGCCGGGAAAUGUGUCACCAACACUUCAUGUGGCUGCCAACACACCAAUGGCCAGUAUUAUCAGCCUGGAGAGGAGUUCUAUGUUGAGAACUGUGAUCUGAAGUGUAGCUGUGACGCACCCUUUGUGACCUGUAAGGCAUCUCAAUGCCCCCCAAUGCACGAGUGUCAAGUCCAAGGGGGAGAGCUGAGCUGCUAUCCCACAGGAAUGACGACACCCAGACCAACAACUCCAAGACCGACGACACCAAAACCAAUUCAGUGCCCUCCAAAUGCAGACUACAUCGAAUGUGGCCCAGCUUGCAUCCCCACCUGCAUGGAACCCUCCACCAACUGUAGCGGCUCCUGUAUCACCGGCUGCUUUUGCAAACCGGGGUUUGUCUUCAAGGGGAAACACUGUGUGCCACUGGAGAAGUGCGGUUGCCUGGAUCACAAUCAUAACUAUUACGAGCCUGGAGAGAUCGUAUUUGGAGACGGCUGCUCAAAGCUGUGUCGCUGCGCGGGGAACUACACUUUGGAAUGUGUGGAUAACACCUGUGAUCCCACUGAGGAGUGUCGUGAGGUUAACGGUGUCCCAGGAUGCUACCCGAAAGGUACAUCCUCGUGCAUCGCAUCCGGAGAUCCACAUUACACGACUUUCGACAAGCGCAAGUACAACUUCAUGGGCAACUGCAGCUACUUGAUGUCCGGAGUCUGCAGUGCGACGCCUUCACCAAACUUUGAGGUUUAUGCUGACAACGAGAACCGCUAUAACAAUCCCGCCAUCUCCUAUGUGAAGGCUGUACAUGUGCAUGUACGCAAGGUGAAGGUCUCGAUCCUCAAAGGUGGCUCGGUGCUUGUGAAUGGGACCAAAGUAAACCUGCCUGUGACUCCCGCUUUGGGCGUUUCUGUGUUCAAAUCUGGAAAGCACUACACCGUGUCCAUGGAUUUCGGUGUGGUUGUACGCUAUGAUGGAAACCACUUCAUGACCAUCAAAGUGAUUAGAGACUAUAAGAAUAUACUGUGUGGCCUGUGUGGAAAUUACAAUGGAGAUGUAAAAGAUGACUUCCGCCAGCCAAAUGGCUCGUUGACCGGCAAUACCGACCAGUUUGGACACAGCUGGAACACUGAUCCAGAGUGUAAGAAACCGACCACCACCGAUCCCGGAUGUGACGAAGAGGAGGAGAAGCUCUAUGAGAGCUCUGCAUAUUGUGGCAUGCUGCUGGACAAGAACGGUCCUUUUGCUGUGUGUCAUCCCAAGGUCAACCCCAAUAAUUACUUCCAGGACUGUGUCUUCGACCUUUGCGCACUGGAUGGAGCCAAGCCUGUUCUGUGCGAAGCCAUUGAAGCCUACGGCAAUGAGUGCCAGGACCGCGGCGUCGACAUCGGACCCUGGCGGAACGAAACCUUCUGUCCAUUGAGCUGCCCCCCCAGCAGCCAUUACGAGCCUUGCGCGGACCCCUGUCAGCAGACGUGUUCGGGCAGACCCCCAUCCUGCAGCGGCCCGUGCACCGAGUCCUGUGUGUGUGAUCCCGGCUACAUCCUGAGUGCCGGGAAAUGUGUCACCAACACUUCAUGUGGCUGCCAACACACCAAUGGCCAGUAUUAUCAGCCUGGAGAGGAGUUCUAUGCUGAGAACUGCACUCUGAAGUGUAGAUGUGACGCGCCCUUGGUGACCUGUAAGGCAGCUCAAUGCCCCCCAAUGCACAAGUGUCAAGUCCAAGGGGGAGAGCUGGGCUGCUAUCCCACAGGAUCCCAGAACUGCAUCAUCUCUGGAGAUCCACACUACAACACUUUUGACAAAAGGUUCUACAGUUUCAUGGGCUCCUGUACCUACACGUUGGCCAGAACCUGCAGGAACAACACAGGACCUUGGUUCUCAGUUGAGGCGAAGAACGAGGAAAGAGGCCUACCGGGAGUUUCUUACCUGCGAAAACUUUACAUCACGGUGGACGGGAUCACGGUGACUUUGAUGAAAGCCAAGAGGACCCUGGUGAACGGACUACGUGUAGCGCUACCUCACGCCCCGUCUCCCGCGGUCACGGUCAGUCGUGCCGGUCAGUACGUCACGUUGCAGACUUCCUUUGGCCUCCAAGUGCGCUGGGACGGGAACCAUUAUGCCCAAAUCUCCGUACCCAGCUCGUACCACGAUCAGAUGUGCGGUCUGUGUGGGGACUUGGACGGGAACCCGGACAAUGACUUCGCCAAGCCAGAUGGCGCUCUCGUCGCCAACGUCAACGACUUCUGCAACAGCUGGCAGACGGAAGAAGACGAGGACGACUCGUGUUCCCCAGGCACCGAGCCCGACCCGGACUGCGAUCCAAAUCUUGAGGCUGAGGCGGUCGAACCGGAGAAAUGCGGAAAGCUCAAGGAUAGCGCCGGACCCUUCCGGGAGUGCGUCGGCGUGGUCAAUCCCGCCCCCUUCUUCCAGAGCUGCGUGUACGACAUGUGUCGCUUCAACGGGCAGCAGCGCGUGCUGUGCGACCAGCUGCAGGCCUACACGCAGGCCUGCCACAGUGCCGGAGUCCAAGUCCACCAGUGGAGGAGUCCCCGCUUCUGUCCCCCGGACUGCCCCGCCAACACCUCGUACUCCGUGUGCGUGAGCUCGUGCCCGGAGACGUGCGCGGGCGCGGCGGGAGCGCCCGGCUGCGGCGACGUGUGCGUGGAGGGAUGCGCCUGCGACCCGGGCUUCAUCCUCAGCGACGACAAGUGCGUGUCGCUCAAAGACUGCGGUUGCGUCGACGCCGCCGGCUCGUACCGUCCGGUGGGCGACGGCUGGUACUUGGAGGGCUGCAAGCGGCGGUGCACGUGCCACGAUGGAGGCCGGAUCCGGUGUUCCGACAGCGGCUGCAAAGCCGCCGCCGAGAUCUGCCAGCUGCACGAUGGAGAAUACCGCUGCCGGCCUUUGGGAAAUGGAAUGUGUUCGGUAUCCGGCGACCCCCACUACACGACCUUUGACAAGCGCACCCACCACUACAUGGGAGCCUGCUCGUACACCCUGACCGAGCCGUGCGACGUCUCCUCCUCCGGCUUGCCGUACUUCAGCGUGGCCGCCCAAAACGAGCGCAGGGGCAGCAACAAGAAGGUUUCGUACGUCAGGGCCGUCGCGGCGCAAGCGGACGGCGUGACGGUCACCCUCGGCAAAGGCCGAACUGUCCAGGUAAACGGGACGGCGGUGGUUCCGCCUGUCGAGUGGCUCGGCGGGACAAAGAUCUACUUGAGCGGCAAGUUUGUCGUCCUGGAGACGUCUUUCCACCUGAGGGUGCGGUUCGACGGUAACCACCACGCGGACGUCUCCGUGCCGACCUCCUACAACGGGCGCCUUUGCGGAAUGUGUGGAAAUUUCAAUGGAAAUCCCAGAGACGACAACCUGAAACCGGACCGGACGCCCGCUUUGACCACCAAUGAACUCGGAGACAGCUGGCAGGUUCCUGACCCGAGGCCCGAUUGCAGCAACGAUGGUGGACAGGAAGACUGCGACCCAAAGGUGGAGGACGAAGCCCAGAAGCCGACAAGCUGCGGCAUGAUCGGCGAUCCCAACGGUAUCUUCAAGCCGUGUCACUCGGUCGUCGUCCCCGAGCCUUAUUUGGAAAACUGCGUGUACGACAUGUGCGCCACCGGCGGCCAGACCGUCGCCCUCUGCCAGGCGGUGGAGAGCUACGCCGACAUGUGCGCCGCGGCGAGAGUCGCCAUCGCGUGGAGGAACAAUACCUUCUGCCCGCUCAAAUGUCCCGCCGGAAGUCAAUACACCCCGUGCGGUUCCGCCUGCGCCCAGCCCAGCUGUCAGAAUCCGGCGGGCCCGGGAGGCCCCUGCGACCAGCCCUGCGCGGAGGGAUGCGCGUGCGCCCCCGGCCUCAUUCUGAGCGGAGACAAAUGCGUGGCGCUCGGCCGCUGCGGCUGCACCGACGAGAGCGGCCGGUACAGGCCGGUCGGCGCCGCUUGGUUCACGGAGGCCGACUGCUCGGUGCGUUGCGAGUGUCACGGCGAGCGCAACGUGACCUGCGAGCCGUGGCGGUGCGGCCCCGCGCAGGAGUGCCGAGCGCUGGAGGGAGUGCUGGACUGCCACUCGACAGGCAAAGGAGCGUGCCACGUAGCCGGAGACCCUCACUACUACACCUUCGACGGCGUCAUGCACACCUUCAUGGGCACGUGCACUUACACUCUCGUCGAGGUGUGCGACGCCGCCAUGGUGACGCCGUUCCGGAUCGUGGCCAAAAACGAGGAGCGCGGCCAACCGGAGGCCUCCUACGUCCGCUCCGUCAAGGUUUACCUGCCUCGCGACACCCAGGUCGAGCUGCACAAGGGCCGCAGAGUUCUGCUGAACGGGCGGCGGGUGCGGACCCCAAUUUCCCUGAGCGCGGCGGGAGCGAAGGUGAUCAGCAGUGGCGCGUACAAUCUGCUGGAUACCGACUUCGGUCUGCAAGUGAAAUUCGACGGCGUUCACCACCUGGAGAUCACCGUGCCCGGCCAAUACUUCGAUAAGCUGUGCGGCAUGUGCGGGAACUACAACAACAACACGUCCGACGACAACCUGAAGCCCGACGGGGAACCCGCCGAGGACGUCAUCGAACUGGGCAACAGCUGGAAGGCGCAGGGAGACAGCGAUCCCGGCUGCCAGCCGGACAAUCGGCCCGACGUGCACCCCAACUGCACGGCGGAAGAAGAGGCGCGGUACGAGUCCCAGUGCGCCGGCGCGCUCCUGUCCGACAGCUUCGGCGCCUGCCGCGCUACGGUGCCCCCCGAAGCCUUCUCGGGGAACUGCGUGUACGACAUGUGCGCGUACGACGGCAUGCGGGCCACGCUCUGCGACAACGUGGAGGCCUACGCUCAGGCCUGCCGCAGCGCCGGCGUCGCCGUCAGCUGGAGGAACCGAACCUUCUGUCCGCUGCCGUGCCCGCCCGGCAGCCACUAUUCCGACUGCACGGCCCCGUGCCCCCCGACCUGCUCCGACCUCUUCCCCGUCUUCUGCCACCUGCCGCCCACCGACUGCGUGGAGGGCUGCCAGUGCGACGGCGGCUUCGUCCUCAGCGACGGCAAGUGCGUGCCUCUGGACAGAUGCGGCUGCGUGGACUCCGACGACGAGUACCACGACGUGGGAGACUCGUGGCUGACGGCCAAAUGCGUUUCCAAGUGCGCCUGUAACCCGGGCGGCCUGGUCGCGUGCGCGGAGCACAGCUGCGACGCCGACUCGGUGUGCGACCUGGACAAGUACGGAGACGUCUUCUGCAAGCCCGCCAAGUUCGACAAGUGCAGCGUCUCGGGGGAUCCUCACUACCGGACCUUCGACGGUUUCACGCAUCACUUCCAGGGGCCGUACACGUACGUCCUGACGGCCGACCGCCGGCCGCAGAGCUCGCUGCCCCGCCUGACGGUGAGGGGGAAGAACAUCCGACGAGGCGGAAACAAGAAGGUCUCCUUCCUGGACCAGGUCUUCGUCGACGUCUACGACGUCAACGUACGCUUCCUGCAGGGGAAGAGAGUCCUGGUGAACGGGGAGAGCGUGUCGCCCCCUCUGAGUCCGGCCGAAGGUUUGCUCAUCACAAUGAACUCCAGGCAGGUUCAGCUCACCGCCGACUUCGGACUCACCGUGCGCUUCGACGGCAGAAGUCGCGGAGAGAUCAUCCUGCCGAGCACGUACAAGGACGCCGUCGGAGGGCUGUGCGGAAACUACGACGGGAUCCGCGGGAACGAGUACACGAAGCCGGACGGGACGGUCGUCAGGGACCUGAACGCCUUCGGAGAAAGCUGGAGGGUCAGCGACCGACUGGCGGACGCUCGCGACGGCGCCUCCCGCGUUCACAGGCGACAAGCCGAGACGGAUCCCGAUUCCGGAUUUGAGACGCCGGACUGCUCCGAAGCCCAGCUGGACGACUAUAACGGUCCCGCCGUGUGCGGCGCCAUAUCGGAUGCCGCGGGGCUUUUUGCCUCCUGCCACGCCGUCCUGCCGCCCGCCACCUACCGGGACGACUGCGUGUUCGACCUGUGCGCCGAGCGGGGCAGCGAAGAGCUGCGUUGUGCCAGCUACGACGCCUACGCUGCCGCAUGCCAGGAGGCCGGGGUCACGUUGGGACUCUGGAGACAACACCUGGGAUGUCCGCUGUCGUGCGAAAGCAACAGCACGUACGUGCCGUGCAUGUCGGCGUGCCCGGCCUCCUGCGCCGACCUGGCGGCGCCGUCGGAGUGCGCUGCCGCGUCCUGCGUGGAGGGGUGCCAGUGCGCCCCCGGUUUCGUCAUGAGCGAGGGCGGCUGCGUGCCGUACGCGGACUGCGGCUGCAGCUUCCUCGACAGAUACUUCCCGCUGAAGGAGACCUUCGUGACCGAGGACUGCGCCCAAUCCUGCGAAUGCACCACCACCGGCGCCGUGUGCCAAGCCAAAAGCUGCCAGGAGGGUUACGUCUGCACCAUUUACGACUACAGACGCGACUGUCACAGAGCGAGUCCGUGCCUCAGCGGCCCUUGCCAGAACGGAGGAACGUGCAACCACAUCGGCGGCGACUCUUACUCGUGCGUCUGCGCCCAAGGCUACGGGGGCUUCGACUGCCAGGACGAGAUUACGGACACCGACGGACUUGAAAGCAAAUGGAUCAUCGUGAUCGCGGUGCUGGUGUCGGUCGCCGUGGUGAUCGUGGUCGUCACCACCGUUGUGUGCGUUUGCAGAAGCGUCCGCAAUCCGCAUCAUUGUGCUCACAGGAAAAACAAGCGGAAAGACAACGCACUGAAAAUGACGUCACGUGUCCCCUAUGACAACAUGGAUGAAAAGACAAACAACAUGACAAAUAUGUGAUAUUAAUAUUGUUUUCUGUUAUUAUAAAAGGUGUGACGCUCAGUACAAGUGAAACGUUUUGGUCAAUGUUCUACGUGUUGCUUUGUUAACAUACAGUUAAACAAACGAAGCUGGAAAACAAUAAGUGCAGAUUUUUGCAUUUUCUGUAUUUUUUGGGUGUGAAUUAAAUACCAACUCAAAAAUAAAAUAAAAAAACCUGUAUAACAAAA
Messenger RNA from Phyllopteryx taeniolatus (common seadragon), 20186 nucleotides. It is a transcript of the gene zanl, whose product is annotated as zonadhesin, like. NCBI's taxonomy places the organism in Eukaryota, Metazoa, Chordata, Actinopteri, Syngnathiformes, Syngnathidae. Gene Ontology annotation, cellular component: membrane. The record is from RefSeq and is a predicted model, not a curated record. Gene Ontology annotation, molecular function: protein binding.